Messenger RNA from Centropristis striata (black sea bass), 1766 nucleotides. It is a transcript of the gene npy8ar, whose product is annotated as neuropeptide Y receptor Y8a. NCBI's taxonomy places the organism in Eukaryota, Metazoa, Chordata, Actinopteri, Perciformes, Serranidae. Gene Ontology annotation, biological process: G protein-coupled receptor signaling pathway. Gene Ontology annotation, cellular component: plasma membrane; neuron projection. The record is from RefSeq and is a predicted model, not a curated record. Bases 248 to 1396 code for a protein of 382 amino acids. The transcript has 4 exons. Gene Ontology annotation, molecular function: neuropeptide Y receptor activity; neuropeptide binding.
UGCUGCUGCCGAGCGGAUCCUCGGGGAUGUCGACAGCCAAGGAGGAAGAGGACAACAUCUAUAUCUGAAACGGCUGGCAACACCGCUCUGAAAACUGAACACCUGCACCCCGUUUCCUCGCCCUCGCUCCUCCUGUCACCUCUGCUCUCGUCUGGCUGGAAGAGAAGUUCAGGAGCGUCCUCAGGGCUCGGGUCCGGACGACCUCUGACCCCCUCUCAUUGCCCCUCCCCCUCCUCCUCUCCCUGCCAUGUCCAACGACAGCGGCCUCCUCGCCGCCUGGGAGGCCACCGAUUGGGCGAACACCUCUCAGUGCCCGCCCUCGGUGGGCGGGGCGACCUUUCUGAUCGUGGCGUACAGCGCCGUCAUUGCCAUCGGGCUGCUGGGCAACGCCGGCCUCGUGUUCAUCAUCGCCCGGCAACAGGAGCUGCGCAACGUCACCAACAUCCUGAUCGCCAACCUGUCGUGCUCCGACAUCCUCAUGUGCGUUGUGUGUCUUCCUGUCACCGUCAUAUACACACUGAUGGACCGCUGGGUGCUGGGGGAGGCCCUGUGCAAGGUGACUCCGUUCGUUCAGUGCAUGUCAGUGACGGUCUCCGUCUUCUCGCUGGUGCUGAUCGCUCUGGAGCGCCACCAGCUGAUCCUGCACCCCACCGGCUGGUCCCCGGCCGCCGGGCACUCCUACCUGGCUGUGGGGCUGACGUGGCUAGUGGCCUGCUUCAUCUCUCUGCCCUUCCUCUCCUUCAACAUCCUCACUAAUGACCCCUUCCAGAACAUCAGCCUGCCCGCCAACCCCUUCAGGGACCAUCUGAUCUGUAUGGAGCUGUGGCCAUCAGAUAAGCAUCGUCUGGCCUACACCACCUCCCUGCUGCUCUUCCAGUACUGCCUGCCUCUGCUUCUGGUGCUGCUCUGCUACCUCAGGAUCUUCCUCCGCCUGAGGCGCCGCAGGGACAUGCUGGAGCGCAGCAGGAGGACUCAGGGAGCCCAGAGGAUUAACGCCAUGCUGUUAGCCAUCGUCGUGGCAUUCGCUCUGUGCUGGCUGCCGCUGAACGUCUUCAACACGCUGUUUGACUGGCACCACCAGGCGCUACCCGACUGCCAGCACGACGCCGUCUUCUCAGCCUGCCACCUCACAGCGAUGGCAUCCACCUGCAUUAACCCCGUGGUUUACGGCUUCCUCAACAGUAACUUCCAGAGGGAGCUGAAGCUGACACUGCAGCGCUGCCAGUGCGGCAGUCGGGCGCCGGAGAGCUACGAGAGCUUCCCUCUGUCCACCGUGGGCAGCGAGGGCAUGACAAAAGCUACGUCCUUCAACAGGAUGGGAUCAGUGUGCGUUCCCUCGCCCAGACCUGAGAUCAGCUCUGUAAUACCAGCGAAAACAAUACCAGCUAACACCUAAUAAUGAGCACCAAACUCUUUUCUGACAAGUAGCUCGCAGGCAAAGUGUGAGCAGCUGACAGCUGGAACAGUGUGUAACAAGCUGUCUGAGACCUCUGAGUCAAAUACUUCUCCAACUUUCACUUCCCUUAACUUUCCUGCAGCAGUGAAACAGUUUAUAUUCCUCACUGAGUGCUCAGGGGCAGGAAAGUUUGGAUGGAGCUUGGCUGAUGUAACUUCAAGUCAGAACACGAGAAUCAAAAAUGUUGUAAAUGGACUCUGCUGACGGACACGGAGAGGAAGCAGAAGAAGAGUUGGUGGAACUUGCUGGUCUUUGAUCUCUGCAAUUUAGAAUGCAAUUCUAGAAUUUUGGAACAUUCUAGAACUCUCGA